Lagopus leucura (white-tailed ptarmigan) is the source of this 491-nucleotide messenger RNA. RefSeq names its product succinate dehydrogenase complex assembly factor 4 (gene SDHAF4). NCBI's taxonomy places the organism in Eukaryota, Metazoa, Chordata, Aves, Galliformes, Phasianidae. Gene Ontology annotation, biological process: mitochondrial respiratory chain complex II assembly. Gene Ontology annotation, cellular component: mitochondrion. The record is from RefSeq and is a predicted model, not a curated record. The transcript has 3 exons. Bases 44 to 331 code for a protein of 95 amino acids.
GGCGCAGGCGCGGUAGCGCGUCCUGAGCGCGGACGGUGCGGCUAUGGCGCUGCGGCUGCUGAGGGCCGCGGCGAGAUCAUCGCUGCCCUGCAGCUCCCUGAGGAGCUAUACGUCGGAGGGAAGACCUGAGCCUGCUAAGCAGAGGCUUAAGAAACCGAAGUUACCAGUAGGCCGAUUUGAUGAACCGGAGGAGUCCAGCGUAGAGAGGGAACCUCUGGAAAAAUUCCCUAGUGGAAUCAAUCCUGCUACAAAAGAGAGAGGUGGACCGAAGGGCCCUGAACCUACACGUUUUGGAGACUGGGAGAGGAAGGGACGUUGUAUAGACUUCUGAUGUAUAAAUGAAUCCAUAUUGCUGCUGAUAUAUUUCUAGUUGUUGAAGAGUAUGUACAGAAUAAUCUGAGCUAGAUUUGUUGUGAAUGUUCUUGCUUCUUUCAUGCUUGUGAUAAAUUUUCUGGGAUGCCUUAGGUAAAUAAACAUGAUACUACAACUGA